GUCGGAGGUGUGCGGUGAGUCCCCUGUGUCCGUCCCGUCUGUCCGCCCAUGGGGACACGAUGCUGCGGCAGCACUACGAUCGGCUGCUGGCCCAACUGCAGUGCGCACAGCAGCUGCUGGAGCAGGACGGCCGGCUGGUGGAAGACUUCAUCCGCGUUGUGCACAGCUUUGAGGCCAUGCGCCAGCAGUGCUGCCAGGUGGAGAAAGAGGGGCAGCAUGCACGGGAGCAGCUGGCACGUUCUGAGGCCGAGCGGGAGGCGCUGGAGGUGAAGCUGAAACACGCCCGCAAACAGGUGGAGGUGGAGAUGAAGAAGCGGCUCCGUGCAGAGGCUGAGCUGGAGAAGCAGGACCGCAGGGUGCAGCUGGUCUUUGAGCUGCUGCUGCAGGAGCCAUGGGGCAGUGGGGAGCAGUGCUCCAUUCUCCGUGCCCUGGCUGGAUGGUGUCAGAGGUCAAUCCUGGCAGCAGGCAGGAGGUCACCUGUGGUGGAUGAGUCGUGCCAGUCCCUCCUGUCUCACUCAGACAUCAGCUAUGACCACACUGAGGAUGAUGUGGAUGUUGACAUGACGGUGGUGCGGGCUCUGAAGCGCAAGGCCCAGGAGAGACAGCGCCUGUCACUGGCCCCUCAGGUUGGCCCUGCGGUUGUGGCGAAACGGCACCGUUCUUCUGUGGCACCCUCCAGCACUGAGAGCAUCCCCUUUGCACCACGUCCUGCUGAGGUCCUGGAUUGUGCCCGCAGCCCAUCACCUCCUGUGCUGUUGCCACGCCGCUGCUCACGCCAGGGACGUCGCAGCUCCACGCAUGCAGAGCUGACUACAGCACAGAGCACCAACAAGAACCAGGACAGCCGUGCUUUAGCACAGGAGAGCCAGGCUGAGGGUGGCUCUGUGGUGCAGCCAGCGCCGUGUCCCCCUCGCUCCCCUCCACCUUGCCUCCCAUCCCCCCAGCACCACUUCUCCUCCAAAAUGGUCAUCCGCAUGGAGCCCUGUGGUGCCUGUGGCUCCCGCCUGCGCUUUGGAAGGGCUGCGCUCAGGUGCCGCCAGUGCCAACUGCUGCUGCACCCCAAGUGCCGGGAGCGCUGCCCCAGGCCCUGCACUGCUCAGCCUCGUCCACAGCCCUGGCCCCGAGAGGGUGUGCUGGCUGACUUUGCCCCCCAGACCGCCCCGCUGGUCCCUGCGCUGGUGGUGCAGUGUGUGACUGAGGUGGAGACGCGAGGCCUGGCCGAGGCCGGGCUGUACCGGGUGCCGGGAGCAGAGCCGCUGGUGCGAGAGUGGAAGCGACGGAUGCUGCACGGCGGGGAGAGCCCGAGCGGCGUGUCUGACAUCCACGUGGUGUGCGGUGUGCUCAAGGACUUCCUGCGGGGCCUCAAGGAGCCGCUGGUCACCUUCAGUCUGCACGCAGCCUUCCUGCAGGCUGCUGACAUCCCCGAUGAGGCUGCCUGCAGCACGGCCCUGCAGCACCUGGUGGGCAAGCUGCCUGCCGCCAACAGGGACACGCUGGCCUUCCUCAUGCUGCACCUGCUCAGGGUGUCACGCAGCCCUCACUGCAAGAUGGACGUCCUCAACCUGUCCCGUGUCUUUGGCCCCACUCUGGUGGGGCACAGCUCCGCCAACCCCGCGCCACUCACCAUCCUGGAGGACGCACCACGGCAGUGCAAGGUGAGCAGGACUCAGGCUGCAGGUGCUGCCACAGUGCUACCAUCCCCUCCUCCAGCCUCCAUUCUUCCCUCUGUGCAGGUGGUGGCUCGGCUCCUGGCGCUGCCAUCUGACUUUUGGAGGGGCUUUGUGGGGUCAGAACAAGAGAAACCAGGGACAACACCAGAACCAAGCAGCAAAUGUGAGCCACUGUUUCGCCCCAUUUCCAUCCCAGAGCUACUUGCAGGGCAGCUGAGCCCCACCAGGACGUGCUGCCUGCCUGAUGCCCUGCGGAGCUGCGUGGGCACAGCCGCCCAGUCACAGCAGAGGGCAGCCCCUGGGAAGGUGCGGUUCUUCCCCCCUCUAGUGUAGCCAUGGCUCCCUGGGGUGGAGCUGGCACCCAAGUAAUGAGGGGGAAGAGAAAGAGGAAGAUGGCGUGGGCCUGUGGUGCUCAGCUUCCCUGUAGCUUUGGGUUAGUACAAAGAUUAUGCCCCAUACUGGUGGUUGGUUUAUAUUAAAUGUUUGCAGCAAAACUGGCCUUGGGUAUAAGUGGUAUUACAGCAGGAUUGCUCCAGGGCUUGUGGGCAGGAUUGUGUGGGGCUGGGGACUCAGUGGGCAAGAGCUGUGCUGAAAGCACUGGACACAGUGGUCCUCAGCAUUCUGUUUCUGCAGGGGUAAGGCAGCCGCCAUCACUCCUGGGCUGGGUAGGCAGGGAGGGAAAGGCAGGGCCCCCUGCAGCCCCUCUACUGAGGGGCCCCAGUAAUCAGAGCAGCUGCUAGGGGCAGGACAGCCCCAGGACUUCCCACCUUCCUGGCCCCUUUUAACUCCUUCCUCCCCUCCAGCAGAGCUGCAGCGUGCAGCAAAGGUGUGCAAGGCUCUACUCGCAGCAGAACAGGUAGAUGGGCAAUGGCCCAGGCAGGGCUUGUUUUUUUUCCCCCCAUCUGCCCCCUAUAAUGUAGCACAAGGAACAAGCAGUAAAGGAGAACUUAGGGGAAAAGGAUCCUUGCACAACAGGGCAGCUGAGAAACCUUUGUCCAUACUAAAACCCAGGGCAAAUAUGGAACACAGGAAAAACUUCCAAAGUGAGCAAGUACUUUGGCUCAGCUCCCCCUCAAUGCAGGGGUGUUCACCAGAGGGCAAGGAAAUUAGCACAUCCAAGGCAGAGGCAAAACUGAAAGAGUUUAAUGUGCUUAAAGUCAGGGAACAGCUAAUCCCCACCCAGGACCGCAGCAGAACUGGCAAAGGAAUGCACAAGGCUGGGAGCAAGGAUUUGCUGCAAAUCCAUCCAGCUGGGGUGGUACGGGAUGGAUGGAGAAUCCCUAAUGCAGUGCCUGGUGGGAAGUGAGGCGUGAUGUGCCCUCGGCAGCACGCGGGGCUUUAGCACAGAGCUGCAUGACAUGGAGGGAAGGCAGGGAGAUAAGUGGAUAAAGGGCAGCACCGCUUUCUGCUGCGUGCCAGGAUCAGCAAUGAGCUGCCUUCAAUAAAAACAGGUUUUACAAGCCGCA
Messenger RNA from Coturnix japonica (Japanese quail), 3136 nucleotides. NCBI's taxonomy places the organism in Eukaryota, Metazoa, Chordata, Aves, Galliformes, Phasianidae. The record is from RefSeq and is a predicted model, not a curated record.